Molecule: messenger RNA, 333 nt
Organism: Peniophora sp. CBMAI 1063
Lineage: Eukaryota; Fungi; Basidiomycota; Agaricomycetes; Russulales; Peniophoraceae
Source: the annotation of a GenBank genome assembly
AUGCCCGGGCUCGCGAGUAAGGGGAGGGCCGAGCCUGAACGCGCUGUGUCCCCUCAGCCAAUCAGGGAGCCCACGACAAAGACGACACCGGCCAUAGUGCGCGAACGGCGCACGAGCACGUCCAACCCGGCUAUCAAGCGGUACAUGGACCACGUCUCUCACUUCUCGCCCGUCCCCAAGCCCGAGCCUAUCCGCACUCGCACCUUCAGCACACCCACCGCUGACCGCUUCCGCGUCGUCCAAGCCGGACUAUGGAAGGCCCAUCACGCCCAAGACUGCAACAUUUACGGCUACACCGAGGGCUGUAUCACCCGCUCCGGCGCCUGCGCCUAA